AUGGAUCGUCCAGUUGACGGUUUUUCUCUUGCCCGGCGGUUCCUCAACCCAUUAUUCAGGUCUCCCGGCGACCGAUUACAGGCCAUCCUUCGCAUUCACGGCCUGUCCACCGGCCAAGUUACGCGGCCUACUGCAGGAACCGCCUGGAAACGAGCACAGGCCGCCCGCUUGCUGAUUGGCCGCGGGCGCAUCCGUGAGAGGCAAGGCUCCAGAUUACAGUACAUACUGCUCUUGGUUCAUCGCCCCAAAUCAGCGAUGGCCAUGCAGCCGCCGAGGCAGACCUACUGCACCUCCAUGUCAUCGCACUGGUAG
This is a messenger RNA of Penicillium riverlandense, 312 nucleotides long. RefSeq lists its product as uncharacterized. The record is from RefSeq and is a predicted model, not a curated record. Bases 1 to 312 code for a protein of 103 amino acids. The transcript has a single exon. NCBI's taxonomy places the organism in Eukaryota, Fungi, Ascomycota, Eurotiomycetes, Eurotiales, Aspergillaceae.